Seminavis robusta is the source of this 3636-nucleotide messenger RNA. Lineage: Eukaryota; Bacillariophyta; Bacillariophyceae; Naviculales; Naviculaceae. The record is from the annotation of a GenBank genome assembly.
AUUUUUUUGCAGAGAACAAACUUCAAAGAAGGGAAACAACUAUUAAUAACUCUGUGCCACAAACUACUAGCUAGCACGGCAGCGUGAAAGGAAAAGAUGGAUGAUCUCUUGGCUUUAAUGGAAGGUGGGGACGACCUGUUGCCACCGGAGCCAGAAGAACCUGUAAAUACUCGCUCUCCUUCCAACUCUUCGUCGACAGUGCGCAACGUCACACCCCACAAUGCAGACAACAACAACGGCCAUCAUGCAGGGGGGAGGCCAGCCACGAAGAAAGCAAAGAAAAAGACAGCGGCUGAAACUGGCGAAGCACAGGUGGAUAGUAUCUUGAAGAUGCGCAUGCUGGACCGCAAAGUUGGAUCGCUUGAUUUGUUGGAAUACAUUCAGACUCGAAACUACCAAUCUCCGGCCGCGUUGGGAGCCAUGUGUCUAGCUGCCCUGAAUCAUCUUUUGAUUGACCCAGCGCUGGUUGUUUCUCCCGCCAAUGUCCAUGGCAAUACCAACCUAUUCACUGUGGGUCUUGUCUUUACCAACUCAGGAACCAAGAUUGCUGCCAAAGGCAAUGCUUUUUGUGUUUUGACCAUGGGCAGCAACAUUAACACUGGUCCUUCUGUGACAGUGUUACUGUUUGGUGCUGCCUUUAGCAAGUUCUGCCGAGAAAUCAAGCCAGGGAUGGUGGUGGCCUUGGACAAUCCACGCCUGAUUCCAGCCAAAGAACCACAGCAAAACAGCAAGUUUGUCGACACUACCUCCAUCAGCUUUAGCAUCAAUGAUGAACGACGCAUCUUUGUAGUGGCCAAAGCGCGAGAUUUUGGUGUAUGUCAGGCAACUGUUAAAGGCAAGAAUUCUGACGGACAUUGGGUGAACAAUGCCAAAAGAUGUAACACAGUCAUUGAUGUUCGUGCAGGCAAAUACUGCCACCACCAUCGCAAUCAAGCAAAUGCAGCUGCAAAUCAACAAGGAAAUGGUAAGGGUGCCAAAAAGGGAACUUUUGUACAACAACUACGACAUGAGGUCAACACACAAGCACCCUCCAAAGGAGGCCAAGGGAUUUACAACCCUCACCAAACCCUUGUAGUAUCAAAGCAGAUGCGAGGAGUUCCCAUGCAGAUGAGCAAGGGGAAGGCUCCAACAGAUAGACAACCUCGGGCCGACUCGUUCAACCGACCGAUUGCGCUCCAACGCAAUCCCAAACUGGCUUCAAAUGGCAUACUGAAUUUCAAGGCCAAGGAGAACCCCUAUGCGAAGAAAGGCCCGGCCCGACCCACUCCAUCGUCAAGCAACAACCAACGUGCACCUUUGGGAAGCAAUCGAUCCAAGACCGCCAAAACUAAUAAGGAGGCCCACAAUUGGCUCGCUACAACUACGGGCAAGCGACAACGACUUCCUCAGGCCACCCCCGGUAGCAGUAGACAAGGACCUACGGGCCGAAAAUCUGCGGUCAAGUUGAACACCGUUGCGAUGGGAGGUUUUGACGGAUCGGUUGCCGUUCCAAAGCCUUCCAGAAUGUUUGCCUCCGCGGGUGGACCCAAUAACCGUGGAGGUGGCCAGUCCUUGUUCGCCCAGACUGCAGCUGCGGAGCAACAAUCUGCAAGCGACAUCUUGUCUAGGCAAACGGAGUUGGCUAAACAACUGCGUGGUGCCCAAAAUGGAAAGGACGUCAAAGCGACAAACCUAAACAAGAAGAAGAAAAGUGCGCAGGACAGUGCCGAUGCCUCUGGGUUCUUUGGAUCGUCCCUGGUACAAAACAAUGCUACCCUUCAGAACAUGGAUCGGGCAGCCGUCAUGAAUACCAAGAGUCGCUUUGCUAGCGAAGCGGAUGCCGAAGCCUAUGCAGAAAGCCGUCGUCGUGUCACGGAAUUGGAACAAGAAGAAGCUCGCAAAGACAAGACCAAGGGCAAAGCACAACAACAACUAUUGGCGGACCAAAAGAAAGUGGUGGACAAGGAAUGGAUUUGCAAGACAUGCAGCAACAAGCGGUUCAAGAAGGAGCCAAAGGUUUGCCUUCGUGCCCGACACGAUGUAGUGCUCAAACGCAUCUUGAACAAGAAGGAUGAAACUGUGGCGGAGAAACGUUCCAAGUUGACGUCCAGAUCAGUCCAAGAUGGAGGCCUGACGUUGGGCUCGGGCAUUGAAUGGACGAGGUUCAGCAGAUUUAGCCAUUAGUUCCAUGGUGGCAACCGCACUAUUGUAGGGAAACACCGAGGAUUCUUCAGUUUUGUCUCCAGUAGCUGGCUUCCAAAACUCAGCCCGGUUCUAAGAUAUGAUAGACUUGAGGUGCAGUUCUCCACUGCAGCUUUGCUAAGAAACUAGAAGGGGAAGAUUGCAACAUUUUCACCGACCACAACAAUUACAGUACCAGUACGAUAGCUAGAUCCGGGAAGAUUGAUGGAUUGAUUGCUGUUCCAGUGGCUUACAUCAUCAUUUGGUGGCCAAAACAACUCCAAAAAUUGUAGGCCUUUUCGAAAUUUUUGUCACCGUACUAGUAGUCAAUUUUGUCAUUUGUUGUCGUUGUAACGUGCCUCAUUCAUUCACGUAAUUAAUUAAUGAGCUUCCUUGUCGCAGUGUUCCUUGUAGGCAGCUUCAUCCAUGAGACCAUCCAAUUCACUGGCAUCACUGAUUUCCAACUUGAUGAACCAAGCAUCUGUUUCUGCUGCAGUAUUGACGAGACCGGGAUCAUCCGAGAUAUUGUCGUUGGUUUCAAUCACCUUCCCUGCUACCGGGGCAUAGACAUCCGAUGCAGCCUUGACAGACUCGACCGAACCAAAGCUGUCACCCUUUUCAAAAUCGUCAUCGACCUCGGGCAAAUCCACAAAGACGAUAUCCCCCAAAGCGGAUUGGGCAAAAUCUGUGAUUCCAACCGUUCCAAUGUUGCCCUCCACUUUGACGUAUUCGUGGGCUGUGCCAAUCAAAUAAUUUGGAAGAGAGAUGCCAACAUGGAUAGAAGAAACAUGGAACAUGAUACCAAACCAACAAGAGUGAGAAGAACACAUGGAAUGAAUCGAGCACACAAACAUUAGAAGAUCUUGACAAGGCCAAUUAUCUGGUAUCUUGAAAGAAUCAUACCAAAGAUAGGAUCCAGAAAACAACCUCAGGAAAAUCCACGUAUUCGCACCUGGGGUGAAGUAACUGGUCAAUCGAACAACUCCAAGUCUGGAGGAAGCAGAGACAACCUUGGAACUGCGGAGAGCAGAUCCAACCGAUGUACGGGCCACAGAGCGAGCGAAUAGAGUUGCCAUUGUAGAAAUUUGGUUUGAAAGAGUCUUACUUCUUCGUUAUCGAGAGAGGGAGGAAUGAAAAGGAAGCGAUGGCAAAGUUUUGGACCCCUUGAAGAUCCAUUGCGCCAUGGUCGUCGAUUCAUCGUUUCAGUGACGUUUUUUUGAGGGAGCGGGGCGAGCUCUGGAUACGGUGCUACUGCCUCCACAUAUCUUCAUUCACACCCACACGAGCGCGUCUUCAUGGUCUUGCCAAAGGGCAUUGGCCACAGGAAGGGUACGACUGUACUGUAGCGGGCUCUCGCCGUUUCACAAACACAAACACAUAGAAGCCUAGCAGAGAAGGCACGGCUCUUGAAGGCUUUGGCAACAAAGUCAAUCACCACCCGCUAUGGUACUGGCUAGCUAGCGACGAGCAGAAUGA